GGUCAAAAGACGUGUCAGAGUGUGUGGAGUUAAAUAAUCUCUCUGCAUCACUGUCACUGUCCAUGGUCAUUCUCUGCGUGGACAGCCGCUGACAUGUUUGGCACAGAGGAUGAGCGCAGAGCGCAGUGCUUGGCAUGACAUUACCACAACCGGACUCCAACUUGGCUGACAUCAUUGCGUCUGGCGAUAUAUAUGUCCGUAGUACCUCCUCCUUUUCCCCUCUCAUCCAUUUGGAGGAGCCCGUGUGUGGAGUCUGUGGCACUUAAUCAGAGAGCGCACCAAGGCAGGAGGCGGGCCAUCGGGCGUGAACGAAAUAGUAACAGUGAAGUGGAGAGACAGCAAGCAGUGUGUGGGACAACGCAGCCAGAGGAGCUACAUCAACACAUUCAUCCAUUUGGAGGACGUUUCUUUCAGCCUUUUUUUUUUACGCGUUUCUCUCUUGCAUCCACUCCUGGAUCAAGUGUUACUCUUCCGUCUCCGUCGAACACCUGCCAGUUCCGGCUCGUUUUUUAUAUGCGUCCGACUCGUUCGCCGCACAACAAUUUGUUGGAGAUGUCCAAAAAAAGAGCAGCCGAGCCGGGGUCCCGGGUGAAACACCAGCAUACUCUGGGCAAGAACAUGACGCGCCGCAUCCCUCGCUGCUUCUCGCUGGAGCCUGUAGAAUGAAGACGGCUUUUUAGCAAAUAAAAAAAAUCUAAAAGUCCAAGAGCGAGAGCGCAAAGAUGUCUGUGCCUUUGCUGAAGAUCGGCGUCGUGCUCAGCACCAUGGCGAUGAUCACCAACUGGAUGUCGCAGACCCUCCCCUCUCUGGUGGGGCUCAAUACCACCAAGCUGACGGCGGCGCAGGGAGGGUAUCCAGACCGGAGCACAGGAGUGUUGCCAGCAAACCCAGAGGAAUCAUGGCAGGUGUACAGUUCAGCCCAGGAUAGUGAGGGACGGUGUGUCUGCACCGUGGUGGCGCCCCAGCAGUCCAUGUGCUCACGGGAUGCCCGCACCAAACAACUGAGGCAGCUGUUAGAGAAGGUCCAGAACAUGACUCAGUCCAUCCAAGUGCUGGACCAGCGGACCCAGAGGGACCUGCAGUAUGUGGAAAAGAUGGAAGUCCAGCUUCGAGGUCUUGAAACUAAGUUCAGGCAGGUGGAGGAGAACCACAAGCAGAACAUCGCCAAGCAAUACAAGGCCAUAAAAGCGAAAAUGGAGGAGCUUAGACCGUUGAUACCAGUGUUGGAGGAGUACAAAGCCGAUGCCAAAUUGGUAUUGCAGUUUAAGGAGGAGGUCCAGAAUCUGACGUCAGUUCUAAGCGAACUUCAGGAGGAGAUGGGGGCCUAUGACUACGAGGAGCUCCACAACAGAGUGUCAAAUCUUGAGGAGAGACUCCGAGCAUGCAUGCAAAAAUUAGCAUGCGGCAAACUUACGGGCAUCAGUGAUCCCAUCACCAUCAAGACAUCUGGAUCCAGGUUUGGAUCAUGGAUGACCGACCCUCUGGCACCUGAAGGAGAUACACGGGUGUGGUACAUGGAUGGUUACCACAACAACCGCUUUGUGCGGGAGUACAAGUCGAUGCACGACUUCAUGACGUCGGACAACUACACGUCCCACCGCCUGCCCCACCCGUGGUCGGGGACCGGUCAGGUGGUCUACAACGGCUCCAUCUACUUCAACAAGUUCCAGAGCCACGUCAUCAUCAAGUUCGACUUCCGCACCUCCUCCAUCAGCAAGUCCCGGCAGCUGGACUAUGCGGGCUACAAUAACGCAUAUCACUAUGCCUGGGGUGGCCACUCUGAUAUUGACCUAAUGGUGGACGAGGGAGGCCUGUGGGCCGUCUACGCCACCAACCAGAACGCUGGUAAUAUUGUCAUCAGCAAGCUCAACCCCAACACCCUGCAGAUCAUCAAAACCUGGACCACUAACCACCCAAAAAGGAGUGCUGGUGAGUCUUUUAUGAUCUGCGGCACGCUUUACGCCACCAACAGCUACUCAGGAGGCACCAAGGUCUACUACGCCUACUCCACCAACUCCUCUACCUACGAGUACAUUGACAUUGCCUUCCAGAAUAAGUACUCGCAUAUCUCCAUGCUGGACUACAACCCACGUGACCGUGCCCUCUAUGCUUGGAACAAUGGCCACCAGGUCCUUUACAAUGUCACACUGUUCCACGUUAUCCGCUCAGAGGAACUGUAACCAAGGAAAAAUGGAUUACAUACAUUAAAUACGUAUCGUCUGUGUAGAGAGCUCCCUGUAUACAAAAAAAUAUAUCUUCUAAAGAAAAGAGACUCAAUGGCGAGGCCAUUUUAUUUAUAAUCAAAUAACGUCUAUGGAGCGACUGAAUCAACAGUGAAUGCAAAGUGGAUUGAAUGUGCAUAUACAUGAAAAAAAAUCUUAAAUUGAAGGGUUUCAUUCCAAAAUGUGAUAUUUGUCAAAGAAAAAAAAGAGAGAAAAACUGCUUUGUCCGUUGAUGUCAAAGUCACGGAUGACGGAUCAAAACAAAGCUGUACAUAAAAGACUUACAAAGUUACCCAUAGUAGACUUUAUUUUGAUAGCUGCCAUCAUUUUGUUAGAGGUAUUUUAUUUUGGAAUGAAACUCUUUUUUUCUUUUCUUUUCUUUUUUUUUUGCCGCAUAGAAAAUGAUUGUAGACUACACAGUAUAUCAGAUGUUAGAGAAUAAGAGCAGAUGCCAAAAAAGAAAAUCACACCUUUUUUUUUUACAU
This is a messenger RNA of Solea senegalensis (Senegalese sole), 2707 nucleotides long. It is a transcript of the gene olfm1b, whose product is annotated as olfactomedin 1b. The record is from RefSeq and is a predicted model, not a curated record. Lineage: Eukaryota; Metazoa; Chordata; Actinopteri; Pleuronectiformes; Soleidae. Gene Ontology annotation, biological process: signal transduction. The transcript has 6 exons. Bases 723 to 2180 code for a protein of 485 amino acids.